Chironomus riparius is the source of this 3739-nucleotide messenger RNA. The record is from the annotation of a GenBank genome assembly. Lineage: Eukaryota; Metazoa; Arthropoda; Insecta; Diptera; Chironomidae.
AACUUUUUGAAUAGUUCUACAUUUUAAUUUAAUUUAUGAGAGUUUAUCGGGAUUUUUAGCAUAAAAUUGUUAAAUUUUUUUACUCGUAAAGUGUUGAUAGUCAAAAUUAUCAAGUUUUUAGUGUUUUUUACUGCAAUAUAGGCACAUUAAAAGAAGAAAAUGAAAAGUUGAAAAAUUGUGAAUUUUAGUUUUCAAAAAAAAAAUUGGUUUGAGACACAAACAACAAAAUAAUAAUGUAAAAUAAGUUGUAAAGCAUAUCGCUGUCUAGUUCCAUAAAUAGUGCAACAUAAUUAAGUGCAAGAAAAUGGAUCGUCGAAAUGGGGGCUCAAAUUCUCAUCAAAAAAUACGAAUUACAAUUCUUGGAGCAAGGAAUCUCGCUCGAAAAGACUUGUUUAGACUUCCUGAUCCUUUUGCAAAAGUCGUCGUUGAUGGAGGUCAAGUUUUCACGACGGAAGCAUGCAAAGCAACAGUUGAUCCAAAAUGGAGCUCUCAUUACGAUCUGUUUUUGGCGAGAGGCGAUGGAGUAACGAUAUCUGUGUGGAAUCAAAAGAAAGUGCUUAAAAAUUCUGGAAGUGGCUUUAUGGGAUGUGUGAGAAUAACAGCAUCAACUGUUCAAAGACUCAAGGAUACUGGAUAUCAGAGAUUAGAUUUAUGUAAAUCAUCUCCUGAUGAUCCAACGCCUGUAAAAGGACAAAUUAUCAUUUCAAUGUUGUCUCGUGAUGCUGUAACUGGAUCUGGAGGAAAUCCAUUAGCAAUUGUUGGUCCGGCAGGUGAUAUUCGUGGACCAGAUGAUGAUGAUUCAAAUAAUUCCGAACCGAGACAAAAUAAUAAUAAUAAUAAUAGUAACAGCACUAAUAUAACAAGCAAUUUACCUGAUGGAUGGGAAGAAAGAAAAACGGUAGAUGGACGAAGUUAUUAUGUAAAUCAUGUAUCAAGAACUACACAAUGGUCACGUCCUACACAGCCAGCAACAAGUAAUGCUUCUAGUAAUGCAGUACCACAAACGCCUGUCACAAACGGACAUCAUGCAACUGAAUCGAAUAGUAAUAACAAUAGUAGCAGUAAUAAUAAUUCUAGCAACACACAACAAAACAAUAAUAAUAAUAAUAAUAAUAAUAGUAGUAAUAAUAAUAAUCAAUCUUCGGGUCCUGGACCAUCGCGGUCAACGACAAUGAGUAAUAUCGAGCAGAGUCCAUCAAAUGGAAGUCUCAAUAAUUCAAUAAUAACCGAAGUUACAGGACAUCGACGACAUUCAUCCGAAAAUAUUAUAGGAACUACAACAUCAACACAAAUUGGUGAUAUCAGUAAUAGUAGUAGCACAAAUAGUAUUGAAAAUAAAGCAUCAUCACCAACAUCAGCAGCAAAUCCUAUAUCAACUAUUAUAUCUUCCCCACGUAAUUCCAUUCAUAUUCAAAAUGUUAAUAAUCUAGCAUCAAAUUUGAGUUCUUUAGCAAUUGAAAGUAAUACAAUUUCAAGUGACUCAAAUCAGCAGCAGCAGCAAAACAUAACGCCUGCAAACGUUAAUAGUAGUGUAAGAGUUCUAAAUAAAUCGACCAAUUUAUCACCAACACAGCAACAACAAGUGCCUCCAAAUAUUAAUCCAAACUUCACUGCCCCAAUCAAUUGUGAACGAAGCCGUUCGCCAUCAACGAAUUUACAGCCAAGGAAUGACGACAAUUCGCAGUCAUCAACGCCACAAAGAUCAGCAGAAGUGAUUCAAAAUCGUAAUGCCACUGAUGCACAAAGAGCACGAAGAACGUCUAGAACCGCUGAAGAAUCGCAAAGAAGACAACGACAAAGACAAUUGCGACAAGUUCCAAUAAUUGGUUCAGUUCGGCCAAGCAUAGUGAGACCAGCUAUCGAUUUACCACCUGGAUACGAAAUGAGAACGACACAACAAGGUCAAGUUUACUUUUUCCACAUUCCAACUGGCGUAUCUACAUGGCAUGAUCCGAGAAUUCCACGAGAUUUCGACAUACAGUCUCUGACUGUCGAUCAGUUGGGUCCACUUCCGAGUGGAUGGGAGCAAAGGAAGACAGCAAGUGGACGUGAUUAUUUUGUAAAUCAUAAUAAUAGGACAACACAGUUUACAGAUCCAAGACUAAAUGGACAAGUUUUAAAUGCUUUGAGACGUUCAGCAGCUGUUCAGGCAAAUACCAGUUCUGCUCAACCGCAAGUUUCAAACGGCCCAACUGCAAUCAUUCGACCAAAUAAUGUUGUCGAGCAUCGAUCAAAUAUUAUUACUAAUACAGCCGUUACGGGAAAUCUAUCGUCCACAUCACAUCCGACGACUGGAACUAAUAUCAUUUCUAAUUUACCAAUAGAAUUACUCGAAAGUGAACUGCCUAAAUAUCGAAGAGAUUUAGUUGGUAAGUUAAAGGCUCUCCGUUCUGAAUUACAAACGCUCCAGCCACAAUCAGGACAUUGUCGACUCGAGGUAUCACGUGCAGAGAUUUUUGAGGAAAGUUAUCGAUUAAUAAUGAAGAUGCGACCAAAGGAUAUGAGAAAACGACUGAUGGUUAAAUUUCGAAAUGAAGAAGGCUUGGAUUAUGGUGGAAUCGCACGAGAAUGGCUUCAUUUAUUGUCUCGAGAAAUGCUUAAUCCACAAUAUGGACUGUUUCAAUACUCAAGAGAUGAUCAAUAUACACUACAAAUCAAUCCUGAUUCGAGUGUCAAUCCCGAUCAUCUCUCAUAUUUUCAUUUUGUUGGAAGAAUAUUAGGCAUAGCUGUUUUUCACGGACAUUGCUUAGACGCUGGAUUUACAUUACCAUUCUAUAAACAGCUCCUGAAUAAACCGAUUACAUUGCCUGAUAUUGAAGCCGUUGAUCCAGAACUUCAUAGAAGUCUGACAUGGAUACUGGAAAAUAACAUUUCAAAUGUAAUAGAAUCAACGUUCAGCGUAGAGAAUAAUAGCUUUGGCGUCUUAAAAGUACACGAAUUAAAACCUAACGGACAACAAAUUACAGUAACUGAAGAUAAUAAGAAGGAAUAUGUGAAACUUUACGUCAACUAUAGGUUCAUGAGAGGAAUAGAACAGCAGUUUUUGGCCUUGCAAAAAGGUUUUUGUGAAUUGAUACCGAAUCAAUUGUUACGUCCAUUUGAUGAACGCGAGCUUGAAUUAGUGAUUUGUGGAAUAAGCAAUAUUGAUGUUAAUGAUUGGAAGCAAUAUACUCGUCUUAAACACUGCACGCCUGAAACUCCACAAGUUCUAUGGUUUUGGCAGGUGGUUGAAUCAUAUGCAUCAGAGAUGCGAGCAAGACUGCUACAAUUUGUGACUGGCUCGUCGAGAGUUCCACUGCAAGGAUUCAAAGCACUCCAAGGAAAUACUGGCGCUGCAACUCCACGUCUAUUUACAAUUCAUUUAACGAAUGACGUUCCAAUACAGAAUUUACCGAAAGCACACACAUGCUUUAACCGGAUUGAUUUGCCACCGUAUGACAGUUAUCAAUUAUUGUAUGAUAAAUUGAGUCAGGCAGUCGAGGAAACAUGUGGAUUUGCCGUGGAGUAAAGGGUAUAAUCGUGCACAUUUUUUUUUUUUUUAUUAAUUGUAUACAGACAUCAAACACACAGCAUAUUUUAAUUAAAAUUAUUAUUAUUAUUUUUAUUUUAUAGACAAAAUUUUCAGUAAAAAAAACAUUGAAAGAACUUUAUAUAUUAUGAAUUACGUGAAUUUAUAUUAAACACAAUAUUAUAAUAAUCGACAGAAUACUGAAAUGAAGGAAUGAAAGUUAUGAAGAGC